Phytophthora nicotianae INRA-310 is the source of this 723-nucleotide messenger RNA. RefSeq lists its product as hypothetical. The record is from RefSeq and is a predicted model, not a curated record. Bases 1 to 723 code for a protein of 240 amino acids. The transcript is spliced from 2 exons. NCBI's taxonomy places the organism in Eukaryota, Oomycota, Peronosporomycetes, Peronosporales, Peronosporaceae.
AUGUUCUGGAUCGGAGGCCAGACCGGCAAGUCUCCACGCGGAGGUCGACAGCCCCAGAGACCUAUCGCUGAAGAUCUGGUUGUCCUCCACGAUAAGGAUCAGGCCCGGUACGAGGCCACGCUAGAGAACGCCCUCAAUCCGGCAAAGAUAGACGCUUACGGAUAUCCUCAAGUGCUCUCCUUCCUCGAGUUCACCGACGCCUUAAAUCCCAAGGUCAUCGCAAAGAAUCGCCUCUCCAUGACGGCGUUGGCACGUAUCCGGCAGGAUCUCACGUCAGGAACCAAGCUCAAGACGUCGUGGAUUAUCAAUCCGAACGUCGACGCUUGGAAGACUCUUAUCAAUUACAGCGGCGUCAAGCAGCGCCAACUCGACGUUCUGGCUCAGAUAGCCGACCGGACUUACGAACUCCCCUCCGUUGAUCCACCAUCUCAGAGGGAACGCGAUCGCGAAGACUGGUCCAACUUAGAGGACGCCGAAAAUGACGACGAUCAAGCUGCAUCUUCCAGCGCAGGCACUGGCACGCCGACUCACGGCGAGGACGUCGACGAGGAUGACGAAGACGGAGAAGACAAAGGUGACGAAGUCGACGAUGAAGAGGACAACGGAGGCGACGAGAACGACUCUCAGAACGUCCACGUCUUGGGAUUCAAGGCGUUCCGCCCUUCUCCGUUCUUUUCCUUUUCACAUCCCGGCUCCGUACUCACUCGUCAGACUCUCCUUUAA